Colletotrichum karsti is the source of this 699-nucleotide messenger RNA. RefSeq lists its product as uncharacterized. NCBI's taxonomy places the organism in Eukaryota, Fungi, Ascomycota, Sordariomycetes, Glomerellales, Glomerellaceae. Bases 1 to 699 code for a protein of 232 amino acids. The transcript has a single exon. The record is from RefSeq and is a predicted model, not a curated record.
AUGGCCGCCCUCCCAAAGGAACAGGACGUCUCCCUCGCCCCGGAGGACCUCAAGGCCCGCCUCAAGGAGUCUUACGACACCAUCGCCCCGGCCUACAAUGACUGGACCCUCCAGCAGACCACCCUCCGCCUCGAGUACCUCGAAAAGCUCAUGGAGAAGCUGCUCGUCGCGAAGCCGCUCUCCGGGCAGAUGUCGCUCGUCCUCGAGCUCGGCUGCGGCUGCGGCCUCCCCGUCACCGACCGGCUGCUGACCACCCCGGACCUCUUCGUCACGGCCAACGACCUCUCCAGCACCCAGAUCCAGCUGGCCAGGGAGAACCUCGCCAAGCACGGCACCGACCGCGUCACCUACGUCGAGGGCGACAUGAUGGCCCUCGAGUUCUCCGAGGGCUCCUUCGACGCCAUCCUCGGCAUGUACUCCGUCAUCCACCUGCCCCGCGAGGAGCAGAGCGAGAUGAUUCGCCGCAUGGCCAAAUGGCUGAAGCCCGGCGGCCUGCUACUCGUCAACUUCUCUGCCGAGAAGUCGCCCGGUCACGUCGUGGACGAGUGGCUGCACGAGAAGGGCUGGAUGUACUGGAGCGGCUGGGGCUCUGAGGAGACGCUCGCCCAGAUCAAGGAGACCGGACUGGAGGUCCUCUUGGACGACAUCGUGAAGGAUGAGACUGACUCUACUUUCUUGUGGCUUCUCGCGAAGAAAUAG